Messenger RNA from Rubroshorea leprosula, 299 nucleotides. Lineage: Eukaryota; Viridiplantae; Streptophyta; Magnoliopsida; Malvales; Dipterocarpaceae. The record is from the annotation of a GenBank genome assembly.
CUCUUGAUUCCUCUCAUUUUCUUUUGCUCUCCUUCUCUAGUCGCUAGCUUUAUCCCUCUCAAUGGUUAGGAAGGAUGAAUAAUAAGGUGAGGAAUGAGUGCAAUGCAAAUGCGAUAGUUGGGUUUGAAUGGGUUACAGUGCUUGUCUCGGUUGUUGUCGACAUGGUCAAGAGGUGUAUGCUAGUAAUUGGCUCUCUCCUAAAGCUCGUAUAGCAAUUGUGAUUAUUUAGUAACUUAAACCACUCACAAUGAUAGUCUUUUUACUUAAAUAGUUGUGUUAUUGCCCCUACAAUGAUCUUU